UUUGGCCCAACCCCGGGACCAGCACGGGCAGCUUUGCGCGGCGAAUGGGGCGCCCCCGGAAGGGAGAAAAAGAGUCGCAGGGCCUGGUGGGACCAUCCGCGCGUACGUCCGCGCGCCCUGGGGGGAGGGUCUCGCGCUACAGCCGCGGGCGGCCCUGGGCGUCUCGCGCACAAAUCCGGUGGAGCGGCUGUAGCGCCCGCUUUCUGCUCCGGGGCUGAAUCCUUCGGGUGCUUGAGGCCUGUAGAAACAGAGGAGGAUGCUGUCUGCUGCUAGCAACUUUACAAGCUAAAUACAGUGUGCUAUUGUAUGGCAGGAUGGAAGAUUUCAGAAAUAUUGCGGAUGAGACGUUUCCAAGCUUUUUGACUAACUCACUGAACAGUAAUACCAAUGGGAUUUUGGAGAAUGUCACCAUUUCAUCAAACCUAGGCUUACCUGUUGCGGCUUCAACUGUUGCCAGGAAUAAAACAGGUUGUGACAACAGGCUUUCUGAUAUUCAAGCUUCUUAUCUAGAAGAAGGGAGAUUUUCACUGCCAUCAGCAUCUUCUCAUAGUGGUCAGUCUGCUUUGGAGCCAAGGGGGAAGUUAGCUCUCAGCUUUCAGGGUGACUUGGGAGUUACUACACUAAUUACAGAAGCUCAACUUGUUUCUGAUGGUUUGAAAGAGUCAAACUUAAUAAAGAGAGGGCACAACCAGGAUGCGAUCGCUGAGUGUUCAAGUCUCAGUCAAGAUACCUUGUUUGACAUAUUACCAAUUGAACACUUGGAAGAUUUGUCCAUUGGAAUAUGUUCACUACCACAAAGUAAAAAGGAAAACCAGAUUGGUGCACCUGAACCUGGAGAAAAAGUUUCACCUUCCACCAACUUAAGUGGUCGUUUCAGCACAAGUCUUUCAAGUUUCUUAGAAAAUGAGAAACUGCUGUCUCUUGCAAGCCUAGAAGGAAACUCAACUGAUGACGAUAUUGAUGAUGAAGAGUUCUAUGACAACCAACUGGAAGCCUAUUUCAAACAGCUGGUGUCGCCAGAAGUGCCAAGAGGUGAUUGUGAAAGACAGGAACUUUCAGAAUGUAGUACAGCAUUGAAGCUGCCUGAAAAUGGAUUAAAACAGAUCAGAGCCAAAGUGAUGAGCACACUGCAGAAUCAAGCCCUGGUGUCAAGUAACCUACCUAACAAUAAGUUUUCAGAUGGAAGACUCUUGGAAAUUUAG
This is a messenger RNA of Chelonoidis abingdonii (Abingdon island giant tortoise), 1202 nucleotides long. The record is from RefSeq and is a predicted model, not a curated record. Lineage: Eukaryota; Metazoa; Chordata; Testudines; Testudinidae.